AUGUCCGCGCCGGUACCGCUAGCCAUCCGUCGUCGUGUCGUCGUCGCUUUCGGACCGAAGCAGCCGGGCGCCCGCCGCGCCGCCAGAGGGUCUCGCGUGUCGGCGACCUCGAGCGCGCGACGUCCGCGAUAUCGUCGCGCUACCGCCGGUGCAGGCCGGAGAACGUGUAUCGGCGACAUACCGCCGGUCACCCCAAAAGUGCACUGUCGCGUACCUAAACCUCGACCCCACGUCAUCGCCUCGUCUUGUCCGCUGCCCUCGGCCAGGGGGGAAACUCUCGGACGGUUUCACUUCGGGGGACAACAGCAGAAAACGCGCGCGGCCUUGGUGAUACCUGUCCACGCAGCGGACGCGAUCUUCGCCGCCGUCCGUCUGCGCGUUUUGCUAGCGUCGCCCCCGGGUCCGGCCAGCCGAUCGAGUCUCCAUAUAGCUGUUCUUGACCUCAGCUCCCCUGGCCGGUGUGACGAACUCCGCCUCGUCACUGGGCGCUUCCGCGGGCGCCUGCAUCGCUGGCACGGCGUCCACGUCGUCUUCGAUCAAUUCAACCGGUCCAGUGCUGGAAUCGUCGUCCGGUUGAACGGUUUCCGACGAGUCGCCGCCGACGAACUGGGUCGCAUAGUACAACAGGCCCGCCAAAUCCGCAACCGCAGGCUCUUCUCGGAAGUUGUCAAAUACGCCAAGUUGUGUCUCCAUUAUAAUAUCAUACUCGAUGUUGUUGAUGAUGAUAUUCCUUAUGACGUCUUCUACGGUUUUCUCGAUUUCUUGGGCGGUUGUUUCGGUAUUAUGCGGUUCAGCCAUUUUUACAGGUUUCUCCAAGUUCCAUUUAUACUGCCCAACACAAACUUAUCUAUCAUCUAGUCCGGCACGAGCUGAGAAUAAAAUACACGCAUGACGCAUGCCGUUGUGUCCGUGCUAGUGUGUUGGUUUGAAUUCGUUCGUCUACAAAUUACGAUUUCCAGAUCAGGAUGUGCGAUUCAUAAUGGUUGAAAACAUCUACGCGAAGGUAUAAUCCAGAAAUAAAUAGUUAAGAAAAGGUUUCGCUAACUGAACCAGUGGCGUGGCGAAGUGACAUUUUUAUCGGGCAAUUUUUUUUUUUUGAACGACCUACCCGGUGAGCUACCCUGCAACCCGUGAUUACUUAAUAUAAUACUUAUUAUUUACGUUAUUAUUCUUAUUAAAUAUCAUAUUCAGAUGAAGUCAGUCUUGCACUACAAUUUCUCAUUGAAUCCAGUACCUACUCAGUACUCACCCACCCGGCAUUCACCCCUUUAAAAUUAUCCGGCAACUGCGCUUCAAAAUCACGGUUAACACGCUACUCCUUACAAGUGCAGCUAUAUACUGCAACAAAAGCUAAUUCUAGAUAAUUUUUAGGAACAUAUUAUGUUGGCUAUUGGCUGGCGCUCAAAAACAAAAACGGUCAACCUCAUGACCCCCCUCCACCUCUGAGUACACCACCAUUCUUAGCUAAACUGCUAUAGUUAUAACUACACCCUAACCUAAGUUUUGGAAGAGUGUCAGCCAAUCAUUAUGGCAUCGAUUGUCUUAAAAUCAAUAAAGCCUGGAUAUUUUUUUUAUGACACCUCCCUUUUGUCCACUUAAGAAUUUUAAUUUUUUUUUAUAGCUGAUUCGACAAUUUCCAAACCAUCAUUUAUGCGCAGAUUUUUGUUUCUAAUGUUGUAGUUGUUUAUGCUAAAAUACUAAAUUUCACUUAGAUGAAAAUCAAAUCAUUUUCCAAUGUUUUAUUUAGCAUUAUAUUUUGAGCUUCCCCAAUAGCCAUAGAAGUUACAAAUAUACCGAUAGAUGGGUGUUUUCGUUCACUGCACCAUGGUAUAAAAACGUAGGCAGGUAUGUAUAAAUGAUAAAACAAUAAAAUAAGUUUAAAAAUAUUGAUAAAUUACAGAAACGUUUAAAAGUAUGUAUAAUAAAAUUGGGGUGAUUUUAAUAAGAAUGCAGGGCUGCAAUUCAAAAAAUAAAAAAAAAUGACCAAAAUUUUUUUUUAGGUGAUUAAGAGUGACUUUAAAUUAGCACAAACAAUGCAAAAAACCUGUGUUUUUGAAUGUUUUUUCCCCCGUAUUGAAAUGUUAUUAUUACAAGAAUCCUUUUUAA
Molecule: messenger RNA, 2106 nt
Organism: Metopolophium dirhodum (rose-grain aphid)
Lineage: Eukaryota; Metazoa; Arthropoda; Insecta; Hemiptera; Aphididae
Exons: 2
Coding region: 1-858 (285 amino acids)
Source: RefSeq, a predicted model, not a curated record